AUGGCGACUACAACCGUCGGGAAAAACUACCAUGCUGGUGGUCGCUUCGUAAGACCGGACAGCACUUUUCGCAACUUCAUCUCCAGGGACCCAGAGUCCCAGUUUCCAGCUGAAGCUGGACGAUAUGCACUAUACGUAUCGCCUGGUUGCCCAUGGGCUCAUAGAACGCUCAUUGUUCGCCUACUCAAAGGCCUCGAAUCCAUCAUUGAUGUGUACCAAGUGCACUUUGUCAUGGGCCCGGACGGAUGGUAUUUCAGUGGAGAGGGCGACUCGCUCCCUGAAGAUCCGCUGCAUGGUUUCAAGAAGCUGAGGGAGCUUUAUUUGAAAGCUGAUCCCAAUUAUGAUGGCCGCUACACUGUUCCUGUGCUGUGGGACAAAAAGGCUGAUGUACUCGUAAACAACGAGUCAUCCGAGAUCAGUCGAAUGCUGUACUCGGAAUUUGAUCACCUCCUGCCCGAAAAUCUGCGAGAAGCCAAUCGACCAGGCGGGGGGCUGUACCCCGAACAUUUACGGCCGCAAAUUGAUGAGCUCAACGCUUGGGUGUACGAUACGGUGAACAAUGGUGUUUACAAGACUGGCUUCGCCAAGACUCAAGAGUCGUACGAGGAGAACCUCGGCAUCUUGUUCAAGUCUCUUGACAGGUUGGAAAAGACACUCGAACACGGUAAACAAUUCCUGCUGGGUGAUCAUUUGACAGAAGCAGAUAUCCGAUUAUACACCACAUUGGCUCGGUUUGAUGUUGCAUAUCACCCGGUUUUCCUCUGCGACCUCAAAAUGAUUCGACACGAUUAUCCGCGACUGCAUCUCUGGCUGCGUCGGCUGUACUGGAACAAAGAUGAGGACGGUGGUUUCCGAGGAGCUUUCCACAAGACGACGGCGCCAUAUAUCGGCAAGUAUGGCUAUGGAUAUGCCCACUCGCGUCACAAGAUUGUCUUUGGGGACCAAGGACCAUUGAUUGUUCCAGCAGGGCCAGAAAUCAAGAUGGUGUCACUGGAUGAAUAG
This is a messenger RNA of Metarhizium acridum CQMa 102, 1002 nucleotides long. RefSeq lists its product as uncharacterized. Gene Ontology annotation, cellular component: cytoplasm. The record is from RefSeq and is a predicted model, not a curated record. Gene Ontology annotation, molecular function: glutathione transferase activity. NCBI's taxonomy places the organism in Eukaryota, Fungi, Ascomycota, Sordariomycetes, Hypocreales, Clavicipitaceae.